AUGGACUCCGCCUCGCGGACUGGCUCCAAGCCAUAUCACAAGCGGUCUGCGACUUCCACCUCCAAUGGCUCCUCAUCCACGUCCAAGAAGCAACGCUUCGAGAAGCCACAAACAUCGAAUCCCGGUCCACCUGGCGCAUCCAAGAUCAAAGCUUCGAUCCGACAAACGAAGCGUCUGUUGGCCAAACCCAACCUAGCGCCCGGCACCAAGAUCGAAGCUGAGCGUCGACUCAAGUCACUCGAGUCUGAUCUGGAGGUAGCGUCUCGCAAACAAGUCGAAAAGUCUCGCGCGUCUCGUUAUCAUCGUGUAAAGUUCGUCGAGAGGCAAAAGCUGGUUCGGCGGAUCGCGAGGUGCAAACGAAAUUUGGCGCGGUUGGAAAGCGGCAAGUCUGCCCAAGGGUCGGAUUCGGAAGGCGAAGCUAGCGAUGACGAUGAUGCGGGAUACGGGAAGCAGAAGGCAAAGGAGUCCAAGAUGUCCAAGGAGGAGCUAGAAACUCUGCUGGAAUGGCUGAGAGAGCUCUUGCAAUAUGUGGUUCAGUAUCCUGCCGAUCUGAGGUACGUGGCGCUCUUCCCCAACGCAGAAGAGGGACCGAGUCCACCCGAUGCAAAGGAGAAGGACAAGAGCAGGCAAAUGGCGUAUCAGCAUUUGCAGACGGUCAAGAAGGCGAUCAAGGACGGGCAGAUCAGCCAGGACGUAGAAGUCGAGCUGAGUAGCAAGGGUCGGACCUUGAGGAAGCUGGCGAGCAGCAGUAACGGUACGGGCAAAGCAACUUCGCAGGCCACCAGCAAGCAAAAGACGGACAAGAAGUCCGACAAGACAACAAGUAACAAGCGGGAACACGAGAUGCCGAGCAGCGACGACGAUGCGUCCGAGGCGGGUGGUGUCAAAGGCGACGACUUCUUCGCUCAGGAUUCUGAGGACGAAUAG
Molecule: messenger RNA, 927 nt
Organism: Pseudozyma hubeiensis SY62
Lineage: Eukaryota; Fungi; Basidiomycota; Ustilaginomycetes; Ustilaginales; Ustilaginaceae
Exons: 1
Coding region: 1-927 (308 amino acids)
Biological process (GO): maturation of SSU-rRNA from tricistronic rRNA transcript (SSU-rRNA, 5.8S rRNA, LSU-rRNA)
Cellular component (GO): nucleolus; preribosome, small subunit precursor
Source: RefSeq, a predicted model, not a curated record